Messenger RNA from Musa acuminata AAA Group (dessert banana), 1721 nucleotides. RefSeq lists its product as uncharacterized. The record is from RefSeq and is a predicted model, not a curated record. The transcript has 4 exons. NCBI's taxonomy places the organism in Eukaryota, Viridiplantae, Streptophyta, Magnoliopsida, Zingiberales, Musaceae. Bases 838 to 1515 code for a protein of 225 amino acids.
CCCCCCCCCCCCCCCCCCCCGGGGAGACUACGGUAGAUCUCAGAUCGGAACUCUCAUUGAUCGUUUCUCUCGGGUUAAUAUACGCGGUCGCGAGGACGGAGGAAGCUCGAAUCGGUUCCUUUCUUGCUCAAUUCAGCCAGGGAAGCAUGAAUUACAGCUGUGGAAGACAUUAAUCAUAUGUACUGGAAACAUUUAAAGUCUCUGAUGUCAAGUUCCUCUUGGAGUUUUGGCAGCAAUACAUAUGGGUGUAUGCAUCUGUAGCUAGGAUCUGCAAAUUGAUCAUUGUCAAGUAGUUCUUGUCGGGAAUCUGGCUUAAUAGGAUACAGGAUACUACCAUUUUUCUGUACCUUCUUAUGGAUUCUGGGCUCAAGAUUCUUUCAUGGAAGCAUGAGAUAUGACACAUAUAUUUAAAGUGUGUGAGAAGGUCUUAUGAUCUGUUUCAUCGAGUACUUUUGUCCUUCCACUAAGGCUGUUGUGGUUGGUAUUUUGCAGUCCUGGUGUUUUUAAUAUGGGUGAGCAUUUGUGCUGUGACAAUUUGGGGAAAAGAGCCAUCAGAAAUGCGUUAGCUAGAACUUAUCAUUUCUCUCUCCUCCUUUCUCCUGUUGUUUCCUUUUGGGAUUGCAUUUUUCGUAAAAUCAGAUAUUCCUUCAGACCGGAAUGGGUGUAGGUUUGUGGUAUUAACCUUUCAAGUAGUUUAUAUUUCUGGCAAAGAAUAGUUGGGAAGAUUUUUGAAAUUUUAGGUCGAAGCUCUAGAGUGGUUUCAGAAGUCAUCUUGUCUGGGUAUUAGUCAUUUGAAUAAAUAAGCUGAAAUUGACAUCUUAGAGGGAUAAUUAGUCAAUGGAGAAAGUAAAAUGUGGUCAGGUAAGUCCAGUCUUGAAGAAAGGAAAAAAGAAGCAGGCCAAGGGUGAGUUGGAUCGCCUGAAGCAGGCUGAGAAGAAAAAGAGGCGCUUAGAGAAAGCACUUGCAACCUCUGCAGCCAUACGUUCUGAAUUGGAGAAGAAAAAACAGAAGAAGAUAGAAGAACAGCAAAGGUUGGAUGCAGAAGGUGCUGCAAUCGCUGAGUCAGUUGCUCUUCAUGUCCUUGUAGGGGAGGACACAGAUGAAUCCUGUCAUUUCAUGGUGAAGGAUGCUAGUGAACAUAGCCCAUGGGAGUAUUCACAUAGUAUUGAUCAUUUAAUGGGUUAUCAAGGCUUAGCAAAAUAUUCUGGCAAUGGACUGGGGUGGGCAACCGAAGCACAUGUCCCUGCAUGGAAGUGUAACAAUUGGGGGAUCGGACUGCCGUUGCCAUCUCAAUUUCACCUGAAAGAUCUUCGCUCAUCAGCUUAUGAUGAAGCUGGUCGAGGAGCAGAUAUCUCCGCAGGAUUAGAGGCUGCACAGGCUGUUGCAUCACUGCAGAUUGCAGAAGAUUCACAUGGUGCUCGAUUUGAUGGUCAGGGAGCGGCAACUGUUGUUAUUAAUAAACUGCUGGGAGGCAGCAAUACCGGUGACAAAUUCAACAUUUACAGGAAGAUAUAACAUAAUUCUGAUAAGCUUGUAAAUAGCUAUAACAAAUUUCCCCUCGCUCUAGUGAGACUGCAUAUUUCUGUUGAGUUUUGUUCUAUAUCUUGCAAAAUGUUUGUAUUGUGAUAAUGUGUUUGAAAGAGGCUCUCAUUUUUAUGCUGUUUGGUAAUAACUAUAUGUAUAUUGUUACUUGUUCAUGAUGGUAUUGUUGAUCUUGUCCA